Mucor velutinosus is the source of this 1467-nucleotide messenger RNA. Its product is annotated as MAPK-activated protein kinase Srk1. Gene Ontology annotation, molecular function: GTPase activity; GTP binding; protein binding. Gene Ontology annotation, cellular component: cytoplasm; mitochondrion. The transcript has 6 exons. Bases 1 to 1467 code for a protein of 488 amino acids. Gene Ontology annotation, biological process: tRNA wobble uridine modification; tRNA methylation. Lineage: Eukaryota; Fungi; Mucoromycota; Mucoromycetes; Mucorales; Mucoraceae. The record is from RefSeq and is a predicted model, not a curated record.
AUGUUUCGAGCUGUCAAAUCAUUGCCAUGGCCAUCGAUUUCUCGAAAAAUUCGCUGUAUAACGACAAGACCGCAAACCAUCUAUGCACUUUCAUCGUCCCCUGGUAAAGCAGGUGUGGCUGUUAUCCGUAUAUCGGGAAACAAUGCUAAACAAGCAAUUUCUAAAAUGACAUUACCAUCAACUGCGAAAUCAACAGUGACAGACCCACGAAAAGCUUACUUCAGGCGCAUUAGACACCCAAUAUCACGACAAAUUCUGGAUAGAGGACUUGUAUUGUGGUUUCCAGGACCACACAGUUUCACAGGCGAAGAUUCUGUUGAAUUGCAGAUCCAUGGUGGAAAUGCUGUCGUCAAAAGUGUCCUGGAUGCGCUGCAUCAUAUUCAGGGUUUUCGUAUGGCAGAACAAGGAGAGUUUUCUCGAAGAGCCUUUGAUAAUGAUAAAUUGGAUCUCACGGAACUGGAAGGUUUGGCGGAUUUGCUGAACGCAGAGACAGAAAUGCAACAUCGACUAGCGCUUCGUCAAGCAGAAGGAGGAUUGCGGAAGCCAUACGAGCAUUGGAGAGAGCAGAUUAUCAAAUGCAUGGCCACUACAGAGGCCGUCAUUGAUUUUGGUGAGGACGAAAAUAUCGAAGACGGUGUCAUGGAUCAAGUGAUACAUGAUGUUGAAAAGCUGUAUACGUCCAUCAGCUCUCAUCUCGACGACAGUCAUGUAGGUGAGAUUGUCAGAAAUGGUAUACAAGUAGCUAUUGUGGGACCACCGAAUGCAGGGAAGAGCACGCUGCUGAAUCGUUUAGCCAAGAGGGAGGCAGCCAUUGUGUCCAAUAUACCAGGUACCACCAGAGAUGUAGUGGAAGUCAAGUUGGAUCUAGGCGGAUAUCCUGUCGUCGUAUGCGAUACAGCUGGUUUACGGGAAUCUUCUGAUAUAGUAGAGAUAGAAGGAAUUAAGAGAGCAAAAGCAAGGAUCGACACGGCCGAUGUAAAGAUUUGCUUGCUAUCAUUAGAAGGUAUCACUGCAACUGGUCUGCCUACACUGGAUCCACUUGUGCGUAGUGUCAUUGAUAAGGAUACCUAUCUGGUAUUAAACAAGGACGAUAUCUGCAGUCAUAACGAUCUCUCGCAAUUAGUAACCAACAUACAGAGGGAUACUGGAGCCAAGCAAGUUUGGACAAUGAGCUGCUCAACGGGUAGAGGCGUGGAUGUCUUUUUGAAGCAAAUGAUUGACAUUUUGAAACUAAAAUUCGACUCUACUAUUGCAAACCCUGUUUUGAUCACUCAAGCUCGACACAGAGAACAUUUGGAACACUGUGUAUCACACCUUGAAGCAUUCUUAAAUAUGCCAGAGGAGGAUAUCGUGCUUUCUGCAGAGGAAUUGAGGCAGGCGGCUAAUGCAUUGGGCAGAAUUACUGGUCGAAUAGACGUGGAAAACGUGCUGGAUGUAUUGUUUGGUCAAUUUUGUAUUGGAAAAUAG